Messenger RNA from Cervus elaphus (red deer), 1679 nucleotides. RefSeq names its product zinc finger protein 789 (gene ZNF789). The record is from RefSeq and is a predicted model, not a curated record. Gene Ontology annotation, biological process: negative regulation of transcription by RNA polymerase II. The transcript has 5 exons. Bases 264 to 1547 code for a protein of 427 amino acids. Gene Ontology annotation, molecular function: DNA-binding transcription repressor activity, RNA polymerase II-specific. NCBI's taxonomy places the organism in Eukaryota, Metazoa, Chordata, Mammalia, Artiodactyla, Cervidae.
ACUCGGGCGGGGACGCUCUGCUCGGCCUGCGCUAGUGAUCGGGCGACAGGCACAGGGAUCUUCCGCAUGGAGCCCUCAGGUGGAGGUUAGCCGAGGUUCCGACCUAAUUCCGAGUCUGGCCUGGCACCUCCAUAAUGGAGGCCAGCUCCAUGGCAGCCGCAGGUGCAUCCUGAGGACUUCCUGGAGGAGGAGGCGCGGCGGGGGUCGGAGGCGCGGAGCUUAGCCUGGUGGCCAGGAUCCAGCCCCAUCUCGGAGACCAGGCCAUGGAAGCCAUGUUCCUGCCAGUCUCAUGGAAGGGGUUGCUGUCCUUUGAGGACGUGGCUCUGUACUUCACCAGGGAAGAGUGGGACACGCUGGACUGGGCUCAGAAGGCCCUCUACAGGGACGUGAUGCUAGACAACUACAGACACAUCGUCUCCUUGGGAUUUCAGUUUCCCAAACCUGAGGUGAUCUGUCAGCUGGAACAGUGGGAAGAGCCGUGGAUCCUGGAAGUGCCGAGAGCGGGGACUAGGAAGGCUUCCGGUAGUGCCUGCCCAGAUUUGGAAGCCAGAUUCCAGAUGAAAGAGCUCACUCCAAAGAACACUUCUGAAGAUUUAAUGUUAUGGAAGAUGUCCUCAGUAAAGCAGAAAACAGCCAAGGAGCCUUCAGAAGAGUUACAUGAAUAUAAUGAAUUUGUGGACAUUUAUGGAUUUUCACUCCCUGCUACUGGUGAUGAGUGCUGUAAGGACUUCCUUCAAAGCCUUAACCUUAUUCACAGUUGGAGAGCUCAGACAAGGACACAGCAGGGCAAAUAUGAUGAGUACGGAAAACCCUACCAUCAGAGAUCACGGCUUUUGAGGCAUAAGAGAACUCUGACAAACACAAAAUCUUAUGAAUGCCAUGAAUGUGGAAGAGCCUUCCGGCGGCAGGCAAAUUUUGUUCGACAUCAAAGACUUCACAGUUCAGAGAAUCCCUUUGAGUGUGACAUAUGUGGGCAGGCCUUCAAACAGAAGUCCACUCUGAUCAUCCACAAACAGUGUCACUCACAAAAAAAGCCAUAUAAAUGUCUCGACUGUGGAAAGUGUUUCCGUCAGAUGGCAUAUCUCGUGGAACAUAAGAGGAUCCAUACCAAAGAAAAACCCUAUAAGUGCAGCAAAUGUGAAAGAACAUUUAGUCAGAAUUCAACGCUUAUUCGACAUCAGUUAAUCCACAGUGGAGAGAAACCCCACAAGUGCACUAAAUGUGGAAAAGCCUUUGGCCGGCACUCAACCCUUAUAAGCCAUCAACAGAUUCACAGUAAACAGAAUGCUCACAAAUGCAGUGAAUGUGGAGAAUCCUUUGGUCGGAAUGUCGAUCUCAUUCAGCAUCAAAGGAUCCACACAAAGGAGGAAUUCUUUGAGUGUAGAGAAUGUGGGAAAACCUUUAGCUUUAAGGCAAAUCUUCAUCGACAUGAGGUCAUUCAUACUGGAGAGAGACCCUACAGAUGUGACAAAUGUGGAAAGUCUUUCAGUUGGCGCACAAGCUUUAUUAAGCAUCAGGGUACCCACAGAGAGCGGGUAUCUGCAUGAUAUUAACUGGAAAAGCUACCAAUUUAAAGCCCAGAACUUAACCACUAUGGCAAGUAUGUAUAACCUGAUUGUUUCAUGAAAAUUAAUAAACAAGAACUGGUUUUUCUAUGGGGACCCUCUCUUCAUAGCCAA